Peromyscus eremicus (cactus mouse) is the source of this 933-nucleotide messenger RNA. RefSeq names its product synaptotagmin 17 (gene Syt17). The transcript is spliced from 5 exons. Gene Ontology annotation, molecular function: calcium-dependent phospholipid binding; syntaxin binding; phosphatidylserine binding. Gene Ontology annotation, biological process: calcium-ion regulated exocytosis; regulation of dopamine secretion; cellular response to calcium ion. Bases 1 to 933 code for a protein of 310 amino acids. Gene Ontology annotation, cellular component: membrane. Lineage: Eukaryota; Metazoa; Chordata; Mammalia; Rodentia; Cricetidae. The record is from RefSeq and is a predicted model, not a curated record.
AUGGGGGAGACCAAGGGACUGGACUGUUGUCUGGAUUCCCGGCGCCCCAGCUCCCCGCUCAUUGACAUCAAACCUAUUGAGUUUGGGGUUCUCAGUGCCAAGAAGGAGCCCAUCCAGCCAUCGGUGCUGCGCCGGACCUACACCCCUGAUGACUACUUCAGGAAGUUUGAGCCCCGGCUUUACUCCCUUGAUCCAAACCUCGAUGAUGUGGACUCCCUGACUGAUGAGGAGAUCAUGUCCAAGUACCAGCUGGGCAUGCUGCACUUUAGCACACAGUAUGACCUGCUGCACAACCACCUCAUAGUGAGGGUGAUCGAGGCCCGGGACCUGCCACCCCCCAUCUCUCAUGAUGGCUCUCGCCAGGACAUGGCCCACUCCAACCCCUACGUCAAGAUCUGCCUCCUGCCUGACCAGAAGAACUCCAAGCAGACGGGAGUCAAGCGCAAGACCCAGAAGCCUGUGUUUGAGGAACGCUACACCUUUGAGAUCCCCUUCCUAGAAGCCCAGAGGAGGACCCUGCUGCUCACUGUGGUGGAUUUUGACAAAUUCUCCCGCCACUGUGUGAUUGGGAAAGUGGCGGUGCCUCUGUGCGAGGUGGACUUGGUGAAGGGUGGCCACUGGUGGAAGGCUCUGAUCCCCAGCUCUCAGAAUGAAGUGGAGCUGGGCGAGCUGCUUCUGUCUCUAAACUAUCUCCCAAGUGCUGGGAGACUGAAUGUGGACAUCAUUCGAGCCAAGCAGCUCCUGCAGACUGAUGUGAGCCAGGGUUCAGACCCGUUUGUAAAAAUCCAGCUGGUACAUGGACUCAAGCUUGUGAAAACCAAGAAGACGUCAUUCUUGAGAGGCACAAUUGACCCUUUUUACAAUGAAUCCUUCAGCUUCAAAGUUCCCCAGGAAGAACUGGAAAAUGCCAGCCUAGUAUUCACAGGAAUCUAA